CAACCUCAUGUUACCUUUAGGUUGGCGAUGGCAUCCUGAAAAACCUUGAUGCAACCGAAGAGAUGAUGCAAAUAGCAGAUCCUGGAAAGUAUUAUAAUGUUUCCAGUUAUAGGGCAUUAAACGAUAUUGUGUCCUCGCUGGAAAGAGGGAUAAUUGGAACUAAAGAUCCUGGGACAGAGAUUGCUUUCGUUCUGGAUGGCUCUGGCAGCAUUCAAGAUGAUGACUUUCAGAAAGCGAAAGACUUUAUCUACAAUGUCAUGUCCAAUGUUUGGAAAACAUGUUUCGAUUGUAAUUUUGCAAUAGUGCAAUACGGUAGUUUGAUCAGAACUGAACUCUUGUUACUAGACAAUGAGGAUCGCGCGGGAUCCUUGCUAAAGGUCAAACAAAUAAAGCAAAUUUACAAUCUCACAAAGACGGCCUCUGCCAUCAAUCACGUCCUCACAGAUAUCUUCAUCCCUGAGAAGGGAUCAAAAAAUAACACUGCAAAAAUAAUAAUCGUCUUGUCUGAUGGAGAGAUUCUGGAAGACCCUAUGACUCUUGAUGAAGUUUUGAACAAGCCCCAAAUGAAAGGUGUCACUCGCUACUCCAUAGGGGUUGGCGAUGGCAUCCUGAAAAAACCUAAUGCAGUCAAAGAGAUGAUGCAAAUAGCAGAUCCUGGAAAGUAUUAUAGUGUUUCCAGUUAUGGCGCAUUAAAUGAUAUUCUGUCCUCACUGGAAAGAGAGAUAAUUGGAACUGAAGGAGACUCUGUCACAACAACGGUCCUGCAGAUCAACUAGUGCAUCUAAGCCAAGGGCCAUACACCCUCGAGGACCAUAUGUCUUUCACCACUGCCAGAACCACAGCUGCAAGAAUCUUCGAUGUCGCUGCUUGCCACUGCCACAAGAGCCUGCUGACCCACCAAGGUUGCCUGAACCACUGGUGCCUACUGACCUAGAGCCUCCUAACCCUAUGCCUCCUAACCCAGAGAAAUCAGAUUCAGCUCUGCUCCACACUCCAGGCUGUCCACGAAUCAGAGACAAGCUUGUGAAUGUUUAGAUUUUUUUCCUUAAAGUACAGCUUAACAGUAACAAAAACUGAUAUAAUUAAUAUUUUUAUAUUUUUAGAAAAUUGUGAAUAGAUUUUAUUAACCAGGUUAUAUAAACAUUUUGAAUGUAAGAUAACAUAGCAGUUUUAAAAUAGCAACAUUCUGUUUUUACCUCAUUUGUGUUUAAUAUAAACAUUUAAAAGGUCACACUUUACAAUAAGGUUCAUUAGUUAAUGUUAAUUAAUGCAUUUACUAACAGGAACAAACAAUGAACAAUACA
Molecule: messenger RNA, 1304 nt
Organism: Danio rerio (zebrafish)
Lineage: Eukaryota; Metazoa; Chordata; Actinopteri; Cypriniformes; Danionidae
Source: RefSeq, a predicted model, not a curated record